Molecule: messenger RNA, 972 nt
Organism: Aspergillus calidoustus
Lineage: Eukaryota; Fungi; Ascomycota; Eurotiomycetes; Eurotiales; Aspergillaceae
Source: the annotation of a GenBank genome assembly
AUGAGGCUCCUCGCGAUCCUGUCCAUCGCAUGCUCAGCAUCCGCGUGGACAUUCACAUGGACAGACAAAGACGGCCAAUCCUACAUUGAACACAGCGACGAUCCGGUUUCCUGCAAGCAGAUCCAACAGGCCGAGGGGGAAAAGUUUCGAUGGGUACCUGAAGAGGACGGUCUAUCGAUUUGGCUCUAUGAGAACGGCAAGUGCGAGGGACGUCAAGCGGGUUACUCGCCGCCUACGGUUUGGGACCAUGUUUCGUCGAGGGAUUUGCUGUCUUUUCGCGUCGCGGAUGGAGACGGUGGUGAUGAUACCUCGACGGCUACCACGAGCACAACGACAACGACAUCGACAUCGACCGCAUCUACCGCAUCUACCUCAUCCUCGACAGAAGCAUCCGAAUCACCGACGACGACAACUACCACCGAUACUACACCGACACCAUCGACAAGCGAAACCCCAUCUAGCGAACCAUCCAACUCAGACAACUCCUCUUCCUCAGCUGGCCCGAUCGCAGGUGGAGUAGUUGGCGGCGUCGCCGGUCUCGCAGCCAUCGGCGGGCUGUUCUUCUUCCUCGGCCGUCGACGCCGCUCAAACCACAGCCAACUCGAACCGCAGGAAUCCGGUCCGAACGAUGAUCGCCCGGACACGGCCGCCACCACAAGCUCUCCAUCGCAAGCGACACCCAUGUACGGCGGCGUCGCGGCAGGAUCCUCCACGCACUACGAUCCCUCAUUCAUCGAAGGAAAGCCGGAACUCGAUUCCGCGCCUGUACACCAGGUGGUGAGCCCCAUAGAGCAGCCAAUAUCGUCGACCAAACAGGGGCCUUCACCCUUUGAUGACUCGGCGACAGUCUCGCAUCGCCCGCCUGCGAGGAUGAUGGCGGAGCUUCCGGGUGAUAGUGUGAUGAUGGUCGAGAUGAGUGACAGCCACCGGCUGAAUGAGUUGGAAGGGGAUGGGAUGCCGAAGAAGUGGUGA